Molecule: messenger RNA, 2616 nt
Organism: Zychaea mexicana
Lineage: Eukaryota; Fungi; Mucoromycota; Mucoromycetes; Mucorales; Lichtheimiaceae
Exons: 7
Biological process (GO): mRNA catabolic process
Cellular component (GO): exosome (RNase complex); P-body
Molecular function (GO): 3'-5'-RNA exonuclease activity; RNA binding
Source: RefSeq, a predicted model, not a curated record
UCGAACCGCUCAUCCUACAACUGGGUCCCCUUCACACCGACCCGCUUUAGCUUUCCUCGCGAAGACACUAACCAGCAACAACGUCGCCCACUGUUUGUCGCCCAUUUACCCUUUUCGGCACUCGUGCCACUGCUGAAAGAACACCAACUCGUGAGCGGCAUCCUGCGUGUCAACAAACGCAACCGAUCCGACGCUUAUGUGUUCUGCGAAGAGUUCAACGCCGACAUUUACAUUUGCGGCUCCCGAGACCGCAACAGGGCCCUGGAGGGCGACGUCGUGGCGGUGAAGCUCGUGGAUGUGGACAAGGUCAUCCGCGAGAAGCAGGAGAAAGAGCAAGCCAAGGUCAUCCGCAACAACGGCCAACCCAUCGUUCGCAAGCCGGACGAGGAAGACGAAAAGGAGAUCAUGUUUGGUGGCGAAGAGGAUGUUGACAAGGUCAAGCCAAAGUAUUGUGGCGUCGUGGUGGCCAUCCUGGAGCGUGCACAGAACCAAGCGUUUUCUGGUACGCUGGGCUUGACCCGUCCAAGCAAUCGUCGUGCAAGCACAAUCAUCACAAUGAGAAAGGACGGCACGCCCAUCACUUGUUCCGGUACGCCCAGAAUCGUGUGGUUCAAGCCGACCGACAAACGCGUUCCGUUGAUUGCAAUCCCUGUGGAGCAAGCGCCUCCAGGCUUCAUUGAGUCCAGUCAGCAGUUUGAAAAUAGGCUAUUUUUGGGAUCAAUCAAACGCUGGCCCAUCACGUCGCUGCAUCCAUUCGGUGUCUUGGAAAAUGAGCUCGGCCAUGUGGAUGAUUUGUCCAUCCAGUUCCGUGCCAUCUUGGCCGACAACAAUUUUGCCAUUGAUCCGUUCUCCGACACUAUCAUGCGCACCUUGCCACCUAUCCCAUGGAUGGUUCCUGAAGAAGCACGCAGCUCGCGCUUGGACUGGAGCACCAUCCGAAGCUUUACCAUCGACACAUCGGGCGAUGGCGUUCUAGACAGUGCGCUCUCGAUCCAGCGCAAAUCCGACGGCGUGUUUGAGGUUGGGUUUCAUGUUGCUGACGUGUCAGCCUUUGUCAAGCCACAUUCGCCGUUGGACAAGGAGGCCAAAGCGCGUGCCACAAGCGUCUAUUUGUACGAGUCGGCUCCACUAUGGCCUGAGCAACUGUUGCAAGAGUGCACCAACUUGGUGCCCGGCCAAGACCGUUUGGCUUUCUCGGUCGUGGGCAAGGUAGAUCAGACUGGCAAAGUUCACGACAUUUGGUAUGGCAGGACUAUCAUCAGAUCUCACGGCACCUUGACAGUCAAUCAGCUGCAAGAUAUUCUGGACGGUGUCGGCGUUCCUGAACAUAUCACAAUCGAGGACCAUGAAAAGCCCGAAUGGGAAGACGACGUCAACAACCUCUACUCGCUGGCACAAAACAUGAAGCAGGCCCGCCGUCGCAGCGGCGCAUUGUUCUUGAGCGAGUCUGCACUCGAUGUCAGCAUUGACGGGCAAGGCAAUCCUACGGGAAUCUCACUCAAGCAGCGCCUGCCAGCGGAUGACAUUAUGGAUGAGCUCAAGAUCCUCGUCAACACCAGCGUCGCACAAAAGAUAUCGAGCCACUUUCCCGACCACGCUCUGCUGCAGUGUCAGUCGAUGCCCAAUGACCGCAAGCUGCGUGAACUGGCUGGCUAUCUGCGCGGUCUAGGCUAUUCGAUCGAUCCAUCUACGGCCAGCUCCUUGCAGCAGACAGUGGAUGCCAUUGAAAACGAAGCGGCCAAGACCGUCAUCACGACACUGGCGCUCAAGACCAUGCAUUCAUCCAAGUUCUUCUGUACCGGCAAAUUCGAUAUCAAUCGGUACCAUCACUAUGCCUUGAACACGCCCUUGUACACCCAAUUCACAUCGCCGUCGCGCCGCUAUGCCGACUUGAUUGUCCAUCGUCAACUCGACGCUGCACUUGCAGGAGAAAAACGAUUCUACUUGGAAUGUGAGGUGAUCCAGAAGAUUGCUCGUCACUGCAAUGUCAAGGGCCAAGCGGGUGAGUACGCAUGCGAACAAUCGCAACACUUGUUCAUGUCGCGCUACCUGUCCAUGUCGCGCCAAACUGCCACAACCCAUGAAGCGAUCGUUGUCGGUGUGCAAGAACAAGCGUUCGAUGUGAUCGUGCCGGGCUUGAUCCUGGAACGUCGUAUCCAUGUCAUCAACUUGCCUUUGGAAACGUUUCAAUACAGCCCUGCGGAUGGUGUGUUGCAUCUGUUCUGGCGUCGCGGCGUGCCCACAGCUGAUGCUAUUGUUGAGCAUGCGGAUGCUGAAGAGGAUGACGAUGAUAUUACCACGACCAGUCACGGAGAUGGUGGUAGUGGCAGUCAACAACAACAACAACAACAGCAGCAGCAGCAGCAGCAGGAGGAGAAGGAGAAGGAGCAUGAUAGUAACCCCAGCAGCAACAACAGCACCAAGAAACGACCCCGGUCAAUGUCGCUGCGUGUCGUCCAAGGCGAAAACCCAUGGACAAGUCAGCAGGAAUGCACCAUUCCUAAUGAGUCACGGCAGGUUAUCCGGCCCUUCGACUACAUCCGCGUCGUUAUCACCAGCGACCCUGACAGAAGUCCGCCGUUGAUACGCGUCUUGGCCGCGAAUCCUUUUGUAUAA